Molecule: messenger RNA, 3435 nt
Organism: Miscanthus lutarioriparius
Lineage: Eukaryota; Viridiplantae; Streptophyta; Magnoliopsida; Poales; Poaceae
Source: the annotation of a GenBank genome assembly
AUGGGCGCUGAACUAACUGUUACGGGAUGGUUCUUGUCUCCAAUCAUACGGGAGAUGCAAGACUCCGCUUUGGCCUACAUAAAGGGGCAAUUUAGUUGGAAGAAAGAUCAGGAGAAGGAUCUUGAACGCCUUGACACCAUCCUUACAGAGAUCCUGACCAUCGUGGAUGUCAUUGAGAAGCGGGAGAUUAAGGAUGGAAACCAGAGGAGGCUGCUGAGUAAACUUAAAGACGCCAUUUACAGCGCUGUUGAUGUGCUUGACAGCUUCCAAUACUUGGUCCUGAAGUCCAAGGUCGACAGCCAAUCUGCAGUGAGUCGUGUUACCUUAUCUUGUAUUUACUUGGGUAAACGUUUGGUUGGUACCGACAAAUUCCGGUGGAAGCUAGCAGAUAUUUUGGAGAAACUAGGCGAGGUCAAAACGACAGCAGAUACCUUACUGAAAGUAGUUAAUUUUGAUAAUGCUACUGCAAAGUUAUUGCCUGUAACACGGCUGCGGGUGACUUCCCCUUUGAAGGAAAAUCACCAUAUAUAUGGCCGACGGGACGAGCUAGAUAAGCUGAGAGAGAUGUUGUUUGAGAUAAGUGAUAGUAAUACACCCGGACCCAGUAAUGCACCUGUACCCAGUUACUCAAGGAUUAAUGUUGUAUCCAUUGUAGGUGUUGGUGGGAUUGGGAAGACUAGCCUUGCACAGUUGGCGUUCAGAGAUGAGCAACUACGCAUGAACUUCAGUCUCAGGAUGUGGGUUUCUGUAUCUGAUACUUAUGAUGAGAUUAGAUUAACAAGGGACAUUUUGGAGUCUUUAACUGAUUCAAAUUAUCACACUGUUACUGAAUUUGAUGAAUUGCGGAACGCUCUUCGUGAAAAGUUAGAUGGAAAGAAAUUUCUUCUCAUACUGGAUGAUGUUUGGACACCCCCUUUACGUUUGGGAGAAUUGGACAGAGAUGAUUACUGGUUGCUAUUCAGAAACUAUGCCUUUGGUGAGAAAUAUCCAGGGCAAUUUCAAGGACUUAAGGAAAUAGGAAGAGAGAUCUGUCAGAGAUUAAAUGGUUUGCCUCUAGCCGCGAAGAUAAUUGGUCGGCUACUGAAUGCUGAUUUAGAUGUUAGCCACUGGAAGAAAGUGCUGGAGAGUGAUUUAUCUGAUGAUGUCAUGAAGGUUCUCAGAUUGAGUUACCAACAUUUACCUGUCCAAUUGAAGCUAUGCUUCAGCUUCUGCAGCCUUUUUCCAAAGAACUGGCAUUUUGAUCCUAAAAGGCUUACUGAAAUGUGGAUUGCACAGGGUUUCGUACAGAAGGAGGAUUCAUAUGACACUGAUUUGAAUAUCGAGGAUGUAGCAAAGGGCUACUUUGAUGAACUUGUGCAAAGAUCAUUCUUUGAGCGCUCAUUGUUGGACCUUCCAACAGAGUAUGUCAUGCAUGAUUUGAUCAAUGACUUGGCUCGGAAUGUCUCCAAGGAUGAGUAUAUCAGGCUUGAAAAUGAGAAACAGAAGGAGAUCCCACCAAACAUUCGCCAUUUAUCAAUAUCAGCAAAUUUGUUAGGUAACAUGAAGAAAGCCGAGUUGAGAAAUUUGCGUACCUUGAUUGUUUGGAGGAAAACAUGGCCUUGCUUACAAUUGUCCCUUCCAGAUGAUGUAUUCAAGAAGUCUAAAAGCAUCCGUGUACUGGACUUGAGCGGUUGUUGCCUGGAGAAGCUGCCUACAUCAGUGAAAGUUCUUAAACAUUUGCGCUAUUUCGCUUUUCGGGUUCCUGAGAGGCCAUGGCAAACAUCAUUGCUUCGGCUUUACCACCUCGAGGUCUUGGUCACAAGAGGACACUCCUGCCGGUAUGCUGAAUGUGUUAAUCUUCCUGCAAACAUGAAGAGGAACCUGCUCAAACUAAGAAAGGCUUUCAUUUUCAAUGUUGGCGGCAGCACAAUAUCUGGUUUUGGAGGACAAACUCUUCUCCGUGGCCAUGGGGAGUUCCACGUCAGAAAGGAGAGUGGGUACAGACUAGGUGAGCUAAAGGAGAUGAAAAAUAUCAGAGGACAGUUAAAAAUUAGAUCUCUUGAGAAUGUUGAGCAUCAGCAGGAGGCAGUUAAUGCAUGCCUAGAUUGCAAAGAGCAUAUCGAAUAUUUGGAACUCGAGUGGAGCAUACUUGCAAGGGCUUUGACAUCAGAUUUAGAUUAUGAUGUGAUCAGUGCCCUUAGACCUCACCCUGAUCUUGAACGGCUAAAGAUCAUUGGAUAUAGAGGGACGAGGUCACCCAGUUGGUUUGAAACAAACUGGCUGACUGCAUUGAGUUCUGUAAUUCUUGAGAACUGCAUGGGUUGGGUACAGUUGCCCCCUUUUGGUCAACUUCCUCUCCUCAAGUAUCUUGAGCUGAGAGGCAUGCAUGCUGUCAGGCAGAUAGGUCAAGAAUUCUACGGGAAUGGUGACAUAAAGGGCUUUCCAAUGUUAGAAGACAUCAUAUUUGAUGGCAUGCUUAGCUGGGAAGGAUGGUCCGGAAUCGAAGAUGGUUCUUUGCUUCCAUGUCUUGAAAGACUGCACAUAGAGAAGUGUCCUAAGCUUCAACAGAUGCCAGCCAUUAGUGCAACACCUAGAGUUGAAGUGGAAAUAGCUUCUCGUCCCCCACCAAUCCCUUGUUUAAUUGAUUCACUAAUUGCAACAACUUCACAGUUGAUCUUUCUAGUCAGCUCCUACAGCUUCUUAAGUGACCUGAACGGUGAGCAGCUCAGUCAUGUUGCAGAGUUGCGCCUGAAGUACUGUUUAGAUCCGAUGCCAGAUGGUGGGUUUCAGCAACUUAGCUCCCUUGAGGUGUUCCGGAUUAGCGACUGUUUAACACUAUUUUCAUCCAAUUGUACAGAAGACCAGGACACAAAUUUUCUUCCGCCAUCUCUUUGCCAACUUGAAAUAGCUAAAAGCAAUGUUCAGUCCAGUUUGUUACAGAGGUACCUGCAAGGUCUAACUUGCCUGUCCACCUUGGUGCUUGAUGGUUGCAAUUCUAUGAUCUCAUUAUCAUUUGAUUAUGGACCCCACCUCCUCCCUGCUCUGGAAACAAUAAACAUUAGAUAUUGUGAUGACCUAGCUUCAUUAGACGGUUUUCAAAAUCUUGGUGCUCUGCGAGAGUUAAUUGUUGCAAACUGUUACAAUUUUCGCUCCUUGCCAGCUGACUUGAAUACAGUGGGAUCUCUCAACAAAUUAGUUAUCUGUCAGUGCCCAUUGAUGAGGUUUCUUCCCCAAGAUGGCCUGCCUGCUUCUAUGCAGACUAUUUUGUUAUCAAAUUGCGCUCCGGACCUCGACAGCGAGCUUCAAAGGAAGGAAGGUGCUGAGUGGGAAAAGAUUGUUCAUAUCCCUGUGAAGAAAUUAGAGGUAUAUGCUGCUUUUCAUUCACUUCCCAUCCAGUGGGUCCUCAGUCCUGACUUAGUGUGUUACAGGCUCUUUGAUUUACAUAAUACUUGUUGA